AUGUGCCUCAUGCUGCACUCUAAACUUUCCCUUGUCUUUCAGCUCUCCAAAUUGAUUGCAAGGAGCAACAUUACAGUGAAAAAGCUAUGUGAGUUGCAGAUCUCAGAAAAGUGUUGUGUGGUGGGAACACUCUUCAAGUGCAUGCAGCUUCAGCCUUCCAUCUUACGGGAAAUCAGUGAAGAGCACAACCUGCCUCCCCAUCCUCCCCGCCUCAAAUACAUUCACGAGUCAGAUGAACUGAUCCUGGAGGAUGAGCUGCAGAGGAUCAAACUUGAGGGAGAGAUACCGAUUGACAAGCUGGUGACAGGGACCAUCCUUGCCGUCUAUGGUACAGAGAAGGACGAUGGCAGAUUCCUUGUGGAAGAUCACUGCUUUGCAGAUAUGCCAACCCAGCUGCCUAUGAUGGGGCCCAGCACAGACAAAUUUGUCUUGCUGGUGUCAGGCCUGGGCCUUGGUGGCAAGAGUGGAGACAGUCUCCUGGGCAUGCAGCUUCUGGUGGACAUGGUGACAGGACAGCUGGGCGCAGAGGGGGAGCAAUCCAGCGCGGCCCUAAUUUCUCGAGUCAUACUGGCAGGCAACUUGCUUAGCCAGAAUACCCAGAGCAGAGACAGCAUGAACAAGGCAAAAUACCUCACCAAGAAGACUCAAGCAGCCAGUGUGGAAGCUGUAAAAAUGCUGGAUGAAAUUCUGCUGCAGCUCUGUAUGUCCAUCCCUAUCGAUGUGAUGCCAGGUGAGUUUGAUCCAACCAACUACACGUUGCCUCAGCAGCCCCUGCAUCGCUGCAUGUUUCCUCUCUCAAAUGCAUACACCACCCUGCAGCUAGUCACCAACCCAUACCAGGCAAACAUUGAUGGAGUCAGGUUUCUGGGAACUUCAGGCCAAAACGUAAGUGAUAUUUUCAAGUACAGCAGCAUGUCUGAUUAUCUGGAAAUUCUGGAAUGGACCUUAAGGAUUGGGCAUCUCAGCCCCACAGCUCCAGACACUCUGGGCUGUUAUCCAUUUUACAAGACAGACCCUUUCAUCUUCAGUGACUGCCCUCAUAUCUAUUUCUGCGGCAAUGCACCCUCCUUCAAAUCCAAGGAAGUCAAAGGAGAAGAUGGACAGAAAGUCUUGCUGGUGACACUUCCUGAUUUCAGCUCAACACAGACAGCUUGCUUGAUCAAUUUGUGCGAUCUCACUUGUCAGCCGGUUACUUUCUCGGCCUUUGGUGAUGACGAAGAAGAAGAAGAAGAAGAAGAAGAGACAGUGAUGGAGACUGGUGACUGAGAGACAUGGACUUAGGUCUCCUUCUUUCUGGAACUUGGUAGUCAUCCCUGUUCCUGCUUUUUACUGUAAAGUUUGACCUUUGGUUCAGAUAGAUAGGAAUAGAAUAAAAUAUUCUGGUUUGUUCGUAUAUGUUUGAUCUUCAUGACCAAAAACAAGGGAAUUUCUUGUAUAAUUCAUUUUAUUCAAUGAAUACAACUGUUGGAAAAACAAAAAGGCUCAAGGUGACCCUGGACUGCCUCCUGGGCAGCAGCUGCUUCAAACUUAGCAAAUCACAAUCUUCCUUCUUGACUGUUGCAAUCAAGGCAGCAGCUUUCCUUGAUGUUAGGAGGACCACAACGAAGUGAUACUGACUUUGUAACUGGGAAACAAUUAGGUUGUAUCAACUCCUCACUUUGGAAAAUACCCAGAAUGCUGGGUAUAUGGGAA
Molecule: messenger RNA, 1692 nt
Organism: Notechis scutatus (mainland tiger snake)
Lineage: Eukaryota; Metazoa; Chordata; Lepidosauria; Squamata; Elapidae
Source: RefSeq, a predicted model, not a curated record